This is a messenger RNA of Trichoderma asperellum CBS 433.97, 1064 nucleotides long. RefSeq names its product mitochondrial 54S ribosomal protein uL6m. The record is from RefSeq and is a predicted model, not a curated record. Gene Ontology annotation, cellular component: mitochondrial large ribosomal subunit; ribosome. Gene Ontology annotation, biological process: translation. Gene Ontology annotation, molecular function: rRNA binding; structural constituent of ribosome. NCBI's taxonomy places the organism in Eukaryota, Fungi, Ascomycota, Sordariomycetes, Hypocreales, Hypocreaceae.
AUGGCCUCAAUUCUAGCUCCCGGCCGGGGCAUGGCCCUGAGCAGGGCCUUCUCCACGGCCGCAGCCUCGCCAGCCUCUCUCCCCUCAAUACUACCAGCCUCGACGACGACGACGAUCGCUUCCCCCAGCAGAUUCGCUUCUGCGCGACGACAGUUCUCAACGACGCAAGGCCGACCGUCAAAACUGGGCAUUACGCCGCUUUCGAUUCCGCCGGGCGUGGAGGUUACCAUGGGAGAGCCAAAGGCGUUCCGGUCGGCGACGUCGUAUAAGCCGGUCGUGAAGAAGAGGAUUACUGUGAAGGGACCGCUGGGAACGCUGGAUAUGGAUGUGCCCGAGUUUGUGGACCUGGUACAGAACGCCGAAGAGAAGACUGCGACGCUGAGCGUGAGAGACCCGAAUGCGAAAGAACAGAAAGAAAUGUGGGGAACCUCAUGGUCCUACCUCAGCAACCACAUCACCGGCGUCUCCGAAGGCCACACAGCCAUCAUCCGCCUCGUCGGCGUCGGCUACCGCGCCAGCGUCGAGCAGCGCGGCGCAAAGGAGCAGUACCCCGGCCAAAAGUUUCUCUGCCUCAAGCUCGGCUUCACGCACCCCGUCGAGGUGGGAAUCCCCAAGGGCGUCACGGUGACGACGCCGUCGCUGACGCGCAUCCUGCUCGAGGGCCCCGAUCGGGAGGUGCUCAUGAGCUUUGCGGGCGUGGUGAGGAAUUGGAGGAAGCCGGAGCCGUACAAGGGCAAGGGAGUGUUUAUUAACGAUGAGACGAUUAAGUUGAAGCAGAAGAAGAUUAAAUAAAUGAAAUGAGAUGAAAAGGAGGGGGAGGGGGAGAAAGAAAAGUAAAGAAGGAAAAAAGAGCGUUGGAAAGAAAAAAAAGUGUACAGUAAGUUGGCUUUGGACAAGGGUGUUUUUAACGGAGACUUGUAUCAUCAUCAGGGCCGUUUUGGCGAGGUGUUUAGACAUAUUUAUACAUCUUACAUGUAUAUAUCAACGACAAUCCAAAAUUAACAUGCAGAUAUGUAUCUACCUAUGCAACCGUUGAUGAAAAUUGCCUGCUUUUUACCCGUAUU